Molecule: messenger RNA, 243 nt
Organism: Colletotrichum costaricense
Lineage: Eukaryota; Fungi; Ascomycota; Sordariomycetes; Glomerellales; Glomerellaceae
Exons: 1
Coding region: 1-243 (80 amino acids)
Source: RefSeq, a predicted model, not a curated record
AUGGGCUGUGGUCGAGAGUUGGGGGCGUCCUCUGGCGUUGAAACGGCCGGCAUUUUGGGUUGGGGGAAAUAUCAAACGUAUUACUCUUUUUUGUCUAUUGUUCCUUUUUUUCUAGUUUCUACUGCAUUGCAACCUCUAUUCUGCCCCCUUCUCGAUACAGCGUACAAUCUAAAAAGUUGGCCUACCAUGAAGAUGAGAGAGGCCGGAUCAUUUAGGAUUUUAGGGGUGGGAGUGAAUACUUGA